AUGACCACAGAAGCAAAUGAUAACAGUUUAAAACAUCGUCAAAUACUGUUGGAAAUUUUCAAAUCAGUAGCAGACCAUUCUGCGCAGAGUAGUAGUAGUAGUAGUAGUAGUAGUAGUAGUAGUAGUAGUAGUAGUAGUAGUAGUAGUAGUAGUAGUAGUAGUAGUAGUAGUAGUAGUAGUAGUAGUAGUAGUAGUAGUAGUAGUAGUAGUAGUAGUAGUAGUAGUAGUAGUAGUAGUAGUAGUAGUAGUAGUAGUAGUAGUAGUAGUAGUAGUAGUAGUAGUAGUAGUAGUAGUAGUAGUAGUAGUAGUAGUAGUAGUAGUAGUAGUAGUAGUAGUAGUAGUAGUAGUAGUAGUAGUAGUAGUAGUAGUAGUAGUAGUAGUAGUAGUAGUAGUAGUAGUAGUAGUAGUAGUAGUAGUAGUAGUAGUAGUAGUAGUAGUAGUAGUAGUAGUAGUAGUAGUAGUAGUAGUAGUAGUAGUAGUAGUAGUAGUAGUAGUAGUAGUAGUAGUAGUAGUAGUAGUAGUAGUAGUAGUAGUAGUAGUAGUAGUAGUAGUAGUAGUAGUAGUAGUAGUAGUAGUAGUAGUAGUAGUAGUAGUAGUAGUAGUAGUAGUAGUAGUAGUAGUAGUAGUAGUAGUAGUAGUAGUAGUAGUAGUAGUAGUAGUAGUAGUAGUAGUAGUAGUAGUAGUAGUAGUAGUAGUAGUAGUAGUAGUAGUAGUAGUAGUAGUAGUAGUAGUAGUAGUAGUAGUAGUAGUAGUAGUAGUAGUAGUAGUAGUAGUAGUAGUAGUAGUAGUAGUAGUAGUAGUAGUAGUAGUAGUAGUAGUAGUAGUAGUAGUAGUAGUAGUAGUAGUAGUAGUAGUAGUAGUAGUAGUAGUAGUAGUAGUAGUAGUAGUAGUAGUAGUAGUAGUAGUAGUAGUAGUAGUAGUAGUAGUAGUAGUAGUAGUAGUAGUAGUAGUAGUAGUAGUAGUAGUAGUAGUAGUAGUAGUAGUAGUAGUAGUAGUAGUAGUAGUAGUAGUAGUAGUAGUAGUAGUAGUAGUAGUAGUAGUAGUAGUAGUAGUAGUAGUAGUAGUAGUAGUAGUAGUAGUAGUAGUAGUAGUAGUAGUAGUAGUAGUAGUAGUAGUAGUAGUAGUAGUAGUAGUAGUAGUAGUAGUAGUAGUAGUAGUAGUAGUAGUAGUAGUAGUAGUAGUAGUAGUAGUAGUAGUAGUAGUAGUAGUAGUAGUAGUAGUAGUAGUAGUAGUAGUAGUAGUAGUAGUAGUAGUAGUAGUAGUAGUAGUAGUAGUAGUAGUAGUAGUAGUAGUAGUAGUAGUAGUAGUAGUAGUAGUAGUAGUAGUAGUAGUAGUAGUAGUAGUAGUAGUAGUAGUAGUAGUAGUAGUAGUAGUAGUAGUAGUAGUAGUAGUAGUAGUAGUAGUAGUAGUAGUAGUAGUAGUAGUAGUAGUAGUAGUAGUAGUAGUAGUAGUAGUAGUAGUAGUAGUAGUAGUAGUAGUAGUAGUAGUAGUAGUAGUAGUAGUAGUAGUAGUAGUAGUAGUAGUAGUAGUAGUAGUAGUAGUAGUAGUAGUAGUAGUAGUAGUAGUAGUAGUAGUAGUAGUAGUAGUAGUAGUAGUAGUAGUAGUAGUAGUAGUAGUAGUAGUAGUAGUAGUAGUAGUAGUAGUAGUAGUAGUAGUAGUAGUAGUAGUAGUAGUAGUAGUAGUAGUAGUAGUAGUAGUAGUAGUAGUAGUAGUAGUAGUAGUAGUAGUAGUAGUAGUAGUAGUAGUAGUAGUAGUAGUAGUAGUAGUAGUAGUAGUAGUAGUAGUAGUAGUAGUAGUAGUAGUAGUAGUAGUAGUAGUAGUAGUAGUAGUAGUAGUAGUAGUAGUAGUAGUAGUAGUAGUAGUAGUAGUAGUAGUAGUAGUAGUAGUAGUAGUAGUAGUAGUAGUAGUAGUAGUAGUAGUAGUAGUAGUAGUAGUAGUAGUAGUAGUAGUAGUAGUAGUAGUAGUAGUAGUAGUAGUAGUAGUAGUAGUAGUAGUAGUAGUAGUAGUAGUAGUAGUAGUAGUAGUAGUAGUAGUAGUAGUAGUAGUAGUAGUAGUAGUAGUAGUAGUAGUAGUAGUAGUAGUAGUAGUAGUAGUAGUAGUAGUAGUAGUAGUAGUAGUAGUAGUAGUAGUAGUAGUAGUAGUAGUAGUAGUAGUAGUAGUAGUAGUAGUAGUAGUAGUAGUAGUAGUAGUAGUAGUAGUAGUAGUAGUAGUAGUAGUAGUAGUAGUAGUAGUAGUAGUAGUAGUAGUAGUAGUAGUAGUAGUAGUAGUAGUAGUAGUAGUAGUAGUAGUAGUAGUAGUAGUAGUAGUAGUAGUAGUAGUAGUAGUAGUAGUAGUAGUAGUAGUAGUAGUAGUAGUAGUAGUAGUAGUAGUAGUAGUAGUAGUAGUAGUAGUAGUAGUAGUAGUAGUAGUAGUAGUAGUAGUAGUAGUAGUAGUAGUAGUAGUAGUAGUAGUAGUAGUAGUAGUAGUAGUAGUAGUAGUAGUAGUAGUAGUAGUAGUAGUAGUAGUAGUAGUAGUAGUAGUAGUAGUAGUAGUAGUAGUAGUAGUAGUAGUAGUAGUAGUAGUAGUAGUAGUAGUAGUAGUAGUAGUAGUAGUAGUAGUAGUAGUAGUAGUAGUAGUAGUAGUAGUAGUAGUAGUAGUAGUAGUAGUAGUAGUAGUAGUAGUAGUAGUAGUAGUAGUAGUAGUAGUAGUAGUAGUAGUAGUAGUAGUAGUAGUAGUAGUAGUAGUAGUAGUAGUAGUAGUAGUAGUAGUAGUAGUAGUAGUAGUAGUAGUAGUAGUAGUAGUAGUAGUAGUAGUAGUAGUAGUAGUAGUAGUAGUAGUAGUAGUAGUAGUAGUAGUAGUAGUAGUAGUAGUAGUAGUAGUAGUAGUAGUAGUAGUAGUAGUAGUAGUAGUAGUAGUAGUAGUAGUAGUAGUAGUAGUAGUAGUAGUAGUAGUAGUAGUAGUAGUAGUAGUAGUAGUAGUAGUAGUAGUAGUAGUAGUAGUAGUAGUAGUAGUAGUAGUAGUAGUAGUAGUAGUAGUAGUAGUAGUAGUAGUAGUAGUAGUAGUAGUAGUAGUAGUAGUAGUAGUAGUAGUAGUAGUAGUAGUAGUAGUAGUAGUAGUAGUAGUAGUAGUAGUAGUAGUAGUAGUAGUAGUAGUAGUAGUAGUAGUAGUAGUAGUAGUAGUAGUAGUAGUAGUAGUAGUAGUAGUAGUAGUAGUAGUAGCAGUUUAAUUUUAAUUUUACCUAUGUGUAAUUCUUGGAUUGAUUAA
Molecule: messenger RNA, 3243 nt
Organism: Trichobilharzia regenti
Lineage: Eukaryota; Metazoa; Platyhelminthes; Trematoda; Strigeidida; Schistosomatidae
Source: the annotation of a GenBank genome assembly